AUGACCACCCGAACAAUUUAUAUAGUGCCUGCUAGGCCUCAUGCCUCGCAUCAACCCUCAACCAGAAGUUAUACAAAUUCAGUGUGUUCCUCGUCGUCAACUCCGUCCACGUCAAUUCGUCAGAUCACCAUCAAUCGUCACAUCCCAACCCUGACCGUACAAUCGAGCGCAUCCAAUCGUGCAAUAUUACCCAGUACUGCAGCCAUCCUCCAACCGAUCACAAGAGCGUCCACGGCAUCACCGCUACCGACCCUUUCAGCAGCGACAUCAAUUGACGAUUUGCUUGGAUUGUCCGCGAACGAUACCCAUCCUGUUCGGAAACGUGAACGUCUGACGCAUUUGACAGCCGAGGAGAAGCUUAACCGUCGUAAGAUCAAGAAUCGUGUAGCGGCACAAACGGCACGAGAUCGUAAAAAGGUGAGAACGUGUAAACUUGAAGAAGCACUGCAUCAAAUCCAUUCACGGGCCCCAGCAGAGGGAACAGGCGUCGGCGUCGAGCAGGGUGCAACUGGUGAUGAUGGUAAUAGUCUCAUUAAUGGGAUCGAUCUCGAAGAAAUCAUCAACGAACUUUUCGAGGAUGAUCCCGAACUUGAGCAGUUCUGUUCACAAAUGCUUGUUGACGAGCGGCAAGACAGCAGCUCGAAAGCAGAAGAUGAAUCAAAUCAAAGAGAAGAUACUCGAACUACUGCAUCAUCGUCAACAGCAGCCAGUGCUCUUGUCAAGACGGCAUCAACCUCGCAAAACAGCCAAACGAGUCGAGUGGAUAGCCCGACAUCGCAUAUCUAUUUAGCACCCGAAUAUCUCCAUCCCACAACUGAUAAUCACUUAUCACCUAAUCAUAAUGACCAAUCUCCUGCAUCACCCCUACCAUCUUCUGCAUCAUUGUCCCCAUUGCAUGUGGUACCACGAAGUCCGAAUCGUAAUAUCUCAACAACAAACACAACACUCCCAUCGCCAUCCACCUCAACAAUACCAAUUUGUGACGAACCGUUGGAUAUGUCGUUGACAACAAACGAUAUUCACAACAACAGUGCUGCAUGGAAUAUGAAUUAUGAUCUACUGCAAGUUGAUGACGAAAGCAAGUUUGACGACGACUACGACAAAGAGUUUCCGUUCAUUGGAAAUGAUGACCCGAUACUGGGAGCACAGCUGGUUUGGGAUGAUUUCACGAUGGGUGACGAUGAGUUCGAGUUGGCUUCUGAUGCCAUUUAA
This is a messenger RNA of Anisakis simplex (herring worm), 1212 nucleotides long. NCBI's taxonomy places the organism in Eukaryota, Metazoa, Nematoda, Chromadorea, Rhabditida, Anisakidae. The record is from the annotation of a GenBank genome assembly.